Molecule: messenger RNA, 2610 nt
Organism: Lactuca virosa
Lineage: Eukaryota; Viridiplantae; Streptophyta; Magnoliopsida; Asterales; Asteraceae
Source: the annotation of a GenBank genome assembly
AUGAAUUUACAAAAGCUCAAAUCUUUUAGAAAGCUUCAAACAUCUUAUAACAAUCAAUCCUGUUCGCUACAGUGCUUUGCUUCUACAACUGAGCCCAAAGCUCAUAAUGAUUUCUUCGAACAUGGUGUCUUCCGUGAUGCACUCGACCCGCUCGACGGAAUGCCCCAGAGAGAUAUUGAUGCUUCUAAUCACAACCACCUGCUUUUCGAAUAUGCUCGAACCAAUAACAACGCUCAAGCUCUAAAACACUUUUUAGGAAUUCGUCGUUUGGGUUUACCAGUUAACGGGGCAAGCUUUUCUUGUGUUCUUAAAAUAUGCGGAAGCUUCUGCGAUCAAAUAAUAGGCAAGCAAAUACAUUGUGAUUGUAUUAAACACGGGUUUGUUGAGGAUGUUAGCGUUGGCACUUCCCUCAUUGAUAUGUACACAAAAACUGAAUCGAUUUCAAUGGCUGAGAAGGUAUUCGAUGAAAUGCCUGACCGAAAUGUGGUGUCUUGGACUUCAAUGCUUACCGGGUAUUCACUAAAGGGGCUUCAUGAUCAAGCUAUAGACCUUUUUCUACAAAUGCAAAUUGAAGGAAUCAAGCCUAACCCAUUCACAUUUGCUACUGUUCUUGGAGCUUUAGCUGACAAUGGUGCAGUUGUGAAAGGGAUGCAAGUUCAUACCAUGGUUGUCAAAUUUGGCUUUGAGCUAACUACAUAUGUGUGUAAUUCUUUGAUUAGUAUGUAUUCAAAAUCAGGAAUGAUCAAAAGUGCAAGAUCAGUAUUUGAUUAUAUGGAGGUUAGAGAUGCAGUUUCAUGGAAUGGAAUGAUAGCAGGUCUUGUUAAAAACUUGCAAGAUUUACCUGCCCUUGAUCUCUUCCUUAAAAUGAGACUUUCAGGGGUAAAACUGACACAACCCAUCUUUGUUACAAUACUAAAAGUAUGUGCUAACAUCAAAGAAAUACGUUUAUCUAAACAACUUCAUUCCAUUCUUUGGAAAAACGGAAUGGAAUCAGAUCCUAAUCUUAGAACUGCACUCAUGGUUUCCUACACAAAAAGCUUCGAAAUGGAUGACACAUUGAAACUAUUCAACUCAAUGAGUGGAAUCAAGAAUGUGGUGACAUGGACAGCUAUGAUUGGUGGAUACAUAAAAAACGGGGACAUGAUAAAAGCAGUGAAUAUCUUUCAACAAAUGAGAAAGCAAAAUGUUUGGCCUAAUGAAUUCACCUAUUCCACUAUCCUUACUUCUCACCAGAUAAUUUCUCCUUCUCAAAUUCAUGCAGAAGUUAUAAAAACAAAUUAUGAAUCAUCAACUUCAGUUGGAACAGCUCUUUUAGAUGCUUAUACAAAGCUAGGAAACAUGAGUGACGCGAUCAAAGUUUUUCAUCAAAUUCAAGAAAAAGAUAUAGUCACAUGGUCAGCUAUUUUAUCAGGAUAUGCACAAUCAGGAGACAUUGAUGAAGCUAUACGAGUGUUUCUUGAGUUACAAAACAACAAAAUCACACCAAAUGAAUUCACAUUUUCCAGUAUCCUCAACGCAUGUGCAACUCCAAAUGCAGCAAUUGAACAUGGGAAACAGUUUCAUGGGAGAGUAUUGAAAUCAGGAUAUGAAAUCGCGUUAUGUGUAAGUAGUGCUCUUGUUACAAUGUAUGCAAAAAAAGGAAACAUCGAAAGUGCAAACAAAGUUUUUGAAAAACAAUCGGAAAAGGAUUUAGUGUCAUGGAAUUCGAUGAUUUCAGGGUACGCACAACAUGGAUAUGGAAAAAAAGCGUUAGAAAUAUUUGAAGAAAUGCGAAAAGAAAACAUAAAAAUGGAUGAUAUAACAUUUAUCGGUGUAAUUUCCGCAUGUACACACGCAGGAUUAGUUAACGAAGGUGAAAAAUACUUUGACUUGAUGGUUGACCAUGGAAUUGAGGCAACAUCGGAGCAUUAUUCAUGUAUGGUUGAUUUAUACAGUCGAGCUGGUUUUAUAAAAAAAGCCAUGAAUUUUAUAGAUAAUAUGCCGAUUGUUGCAGGAGCAACGAUUUGGCGUUCGAUUCUUGCAUCGUGUCGCGUUUUUAAGGAUUUGGAAUUGGGGAAAAUUGCAGGAGAUAAGUUGAUGGAAUUAUCGCCACAAGAUUCGGCUUCUUACGUGUUGUUAUCCAAUCUAUAUGCGACAAGUGGCGAUUGGAAGGAGAGAGAGAAGGUUAGGAAGUUGAUGGAUGAGAGGAAUGUGAAGAAGGAAGCGGGAUCCAGUUGGAUUGAGAUUAAGAACAAGACGUAUUGGUUUGUGGCUGGUGAUGUGUCGCAUCCUUUAUCGGAUUUGAUAUAUGGGAAAUUGAGGGAAUUAGGGUUGAAGAUGAGGGAUGAAGGGUAUGUAGCGGAUAUGAGUUAUGUGCUUCAUGAUGUUGAAGAUGAGGGAAAAGAGGAGAUUUUGAAUGGGCAUAGUGAGAGAUUGGCUGUUGGGUUUGGGUUGAUUGCAACGGGUCGUGGUGUUUUGUUGCAAAUUAUGAAGAAUUUGAGAGUUUGUGGUGAUUGUCAUACUGUUUUAAAGUUUAUAUCGAAGAUUGAAGAGAGGGAGAUUAUUGUUAGGGAUUCGAUUCGGUUUCAUCAUUUUAAAGAUGGUGAAUGCUCUUGUGGAGAAUAUUGGUGA